Messenger RNA from Aspergillus candidus, 3198 nucleotides. Its product is annotated as glycine decarboxylase subunit P. Bases 1 to 3198 code for a protein of 1065 amino acids. Gene Ontology annotation, biological process: glycine decarboxylation via glycine cleavage system. Gene Ontology annotation, cellular component: mitochondrion; glycine cleavage complex. Gene Ontology annotation, molecular function: glycine dehydrogenase (decarboxylating) activity; pyridoxal phosphate binding; glycine binding. Lineage: Eukaryota; Fungi; Ascomycota; Eurotiomycetes; Eurotiales; Aspergillaceae. The record is from RefSeq and is a predicted model, not a curated record. The transcript is spliced from 2 exons.
AUGGCUGCGUCUUGGUGCGCCCUUCGGGGUUCUCGACAGCUGGCUCUGCGCACGCGGGUGCGCGUAGCCCCCUCGCCCGUCGCUCUGCGGAGAGCGUCUCCUCUCUCGCCAUCCCUUGUUUCUUCCCGCGGGGUGAACACCUCGGCUCCACAGUCGCCGGCGCGUCGACCGGUAUACACCAGCUCGGUCGCGGACCACGGCGUCUCGCAUCCCCGCGAUGUCUUUCAGCCCCUCGAUACCUUCCCCCGUCGUCACAUUGGCCCCUCGCCGGACGCCGCGCGGGAAAUGCUGGCCACCCUGAACCCCCCGGUGGCGUCCCUGGACGAGUUCGUCAAGCAGGUGCUGCCGGCCGAUAUCCUGUCCCAGAAGGACUUGACGGUGACGCCGCCGCACGCGGGGGCGAACCUGGCGCGGGAUAGCGCGCACGGUGGCCUCGGCGAGACGGACAUGCUGAAGCUGCUGGAGACCUACCGCGAGCAGAUCGACGUCAAGGGCAAGGCGUACCUGGGCACGGGCUACUACCCCACCAUUGUCCCCCCCGUCAUCCUCCGCAACAUCCUGGAGAACCCCGCCUGGUACACCAGCUAUACCCCCUACCAGCCCGAGAUCAGCCAGGGCCGUCUCGAGUCCCUGCUGAACUUCCAGACUCUGACGGCGGACCUGACCGGUCUUCCGUUCGCCAAUGCCUCGGUCCUGGAUGAGGCCACCGCUGCUGCGGAGGCCAUGACCAUGUCGCUGGCGAUCCUGCCCAUGAACAAGCAGAAGAAGCCCGGCAAGGCGUACGUCGUGUCCGACCGCUGCCACCCGCAGACCCUGGCGGUCAUGCGUUCGCGUGCCGAGGGCUUCGGGAUCAACCUGGUCAUCGGAGAUGUCCUGGCCAACGACUUCCAGCUGGUCAAGGACCAGGGCGACAACCUGAUCGGUGUCCUGGCCCAGUACCCCGACACGGAAGGCGGCAUCUUCGACUUCCAGGCGCUGGGCGACGCCGCCCACGCCGCGGGCGGCACCUUCAGCGUCGCCACCGAUCUCCUGGCUCUGACCGUCCUGAAGGCGCCCGGCGAGUUCGGCGCCGAUAUCGCCUUCGGUAGCGCCCAGCGCUUCGGUGUGCCCAUGGGGUACGGUGGUCCCCACGCCGCCUUCUUCGCGUGCGCCGACAAGUACAAGCGCAAGGUGCCCGGUCGCGUCGUCGGUGUGUCCAAGGACCGCCUGGGCAACCGCGCCCUGCGGUUGGCCCUGCAGACCCGCGAGCAGCACAUUCGCCGCGAGAAGGCCACCAGCAACAUCUGUACCGCGCAGGCCCUGCUCGCCAACAUGAGCGCCAUGUACGCCGUCUACCACGGUCCCGAGGGUCUCAAGGCCAUCGCGCAGCGCAUCAUGUCCAUGACCCUCACGCUGCAGACCAAGCUGGCCGCCUUGGGCUACAACGUGCCCAUCAAGGGCAACUCCGCUGACGGCGGCGCCGUCUUCGACACGCUCGCCGUCGAGCUCUCCAGCAGCCAAGAGGCCGACGCUCUGAUCGCCGCCGCCCGUGAGCGUCACAUCUUCCUCCGCCGCGUGAACCCCACCAAGGUGGGCAUCUCCCUGGACGAGACGACGGGCCGGGAGGAGGUCCAGGCCGUCCUGCAGGUCUUUGCCGCGCAGGCCUCCCGCGGCCCCGUCGCCCUCGACGAGGAGAUCGGCCUCGCCCCGGUCCCCGCCAGCCUGGAGCGCACGUCGUCCUUCCUCACCCACCCCGUGUUCAACACCCACCACUCGGAGACCGAGAUGCUGCGGUACAUCCGCCACCUCGAGUCCAAGGACCUCUCCCUGGCCCACUCCAUGAUCCCGCUGGGCUCCUGCACCAUGAAGCUCAACGCGACCUCCGAGAUGAUCCCCAUAUCGUGGCCCGAGUUCUCCCAGAUGCACCCCUUCAUGCCCGCCGACGUGGCCCAGGGCUACACCCAGAUGAUCGCCGACCUGGAGCAGCAGCUCUCCGACAUCACCGGCAUGGCCGAGGUGACGGUGCAGCCCAACUCGGGCGCCCAGGGCGAGUUCGCCGGCCUGCGUGUCAUCAAGAAGUUCCAGGAGGCCACCGGCGCCGCCAAGCGCAACAUCUGCCUGAUCCCCGUGUCGGCGCACGGCACCAACCCGGCCAGCGCUGCCAUGGCCGGCAUGCGCGUGCUCACCAUCAAGUGUGACACCAAGACGGGCAACCUGGACCUGGCGGACCUCGAGGCCAAGUGCGAGAAGCACCAGGACGAGCUGGCCGCGGUUAUGAUCACCUACCCCAGCACCUUCGGCGUGUACGAGCCCGGCAUCAAGGCCGCGUGCGAGAUCGUGCACCGCCACGGCGGCCAGGUCUACAUGGACGGCGCCAACAUGAACGCCCAGAUCGGCCUGUGCUCGCCCGGCGAGAUCGGCGCCGACGUCUGCCACCUGAACCUGCACAAGACCUUCUGCAUCCCGCACGGCGGCGGCGGCCCCGGCGUCGGCCCCAUCGGCGUCGCCGAGCACCUGCGCCCCUACCUGCCGUCGCACCCGGUCAGCGAGGCCCUCCAGGCCAAGCGCUCCGACCAGGCGUCCCCGCCGAUCAGCGCCGCCCCCUGGGGCAGCGCCAGCAUCCUGCCCAUCACCUUCAACUACAUCAACAUGAUGGGCGCGCGGGGCCUGACGCACGCGACCAAGAUCACCCUGCUCAACGCCAACUACAUCCUGUCGCGUCUGCAGGACCACUACGAGAUCCUGUACACGAACGAGAACGGCCGCUGCGCGCACGAGUUCAUCCUCGACGUGCGCAAGUUCAAGGACGCCUGCGGCGUCGAGGCCAUCGACAUCGCCAAGCGUCUGCAAGACUACGGCUUCCACGCGCCCACCAUGUCGUGGCCCGUAGCUAACACGCUGAUGAUCGAGCCCACCGAGUCCGAGAACAAGGCCGAGCUGGACCGCUUCUGCGACGCGCUGAUCGCCAUUCGCGGCGAGAUCGCCGAGGUCGAGCAGGGUCAGCAGCCCCGCGAGGGCAACGUGCUCAAGCUGGCCCCGCACACCCAGCGGGACCUGCUGGCCACCGAGUGGAACCGUCCUUACACCCGCGAGGCGGCCGCCUAUCCGUUGCCGUACCUGGUGGAGAAGAAGUUCUGGCCCUCGGUGACCCGAGUGGAUGAUGCCUUCGGUGACCAGAACCUUUUCUGCACGUGUGGCCCGGUGGAGGAUACCGUUUAG